GAUGAAAGCACAUACAAGAUCGAAACAAGCGCAUACUCUCAAGAAAUCGCUCUCCUCGUGUCGGUGGAGCGUAAUCAGAUUAAUUGCCAUUUCAGAUACAACACAAACACGUUCGAUGCUUAGUUACAAUAGUUCGAAAUCAAUACGUUUCAGGGCGGAUACAAUAGUUCCUCAACUGUGAUAUCCAGAAAUUACCAGUAUUUACUGUCGAGUCACGUCGACCACCCCCAGUAUUCAGACCAAUCGGCCGGAAUGGAGCAUCACAUCAGUUCCAAGUAUCCAUUUCCAAGCUGCCGCGUCAUCCUGAGGUGCUCGUCCUCGGGCGGGUUUGACGCUCCCAGCCCGUCACGGACGGCUGGGCUGGCGGCCGUCAGCCGGUCCUACCUCAACACCCCGGCCCGGGGGUGGCUGUGAUACACCUCAGAGGGCACCCAGCCGGCGCACCUCGGCUGGGCGACCAGCCGCGGGCGACCGCGGCCCGACCUUGGCCUUGGGAGGAGUGGUAUUGUCCCGCGGGUCAUCGGCGCCCCGUAUUUAUAGCGCAGCCCGGCAGUCCAUCGUCAGUGUCGUCCUCUCGUCUGCUCUGCUCUCUCGACUCAGUACUCCAGUUCGCUCAGCCAUGAACGCCCACCUGCUUCUGCUGACCGCCCUGCUGGCCUCCAUGGCCUACGAGAGCUCUGCCACCGAGGGCAUCUCGGCCGGCACCGCGCUGGCCAUCGGCGUCGCCGCCGUCAUCGGCCUCAAGCUGGCCGGUGUCGCCGGCUUCGCCAUCGCCCGCUCGUUCGGAGGCCGGCGCGGCGGUCGGGGCCGCGGCCGCCGCUACCGCGGUCGUCGUGACGCCGUGGUGGCCCUGGAUGUGGACCAGGAGGAGGCCUACUUCCAGCUGGUGGAGCAGGUGGACUCUCUGGGCUGCGGCCUGCGCGUCGUCUGCGAACUGGAGGCCCGCGAGUACAGCCAGCUGCAGGCCGACGAGAGGAUCAUCCUGUCGCUGUUCGGCUCCCGUCCGCUGCCGCCGACCAGCAACGGCCUCGAGUCCGCCUCUGGCAAGUACCAGCUGGCCGCGUUUGUUGGCGCCCAGAAGAAGGAUGCCAAGCGGUGCGCGCGCCUGUUCGCCAAGUGCCCGUUCAGCAGCGAGCAGCUGAUGGCGGCGCUUCGCGCGGCCCCGGGCGCGCAGUAAACGGACUCCGAUCGAGCUGUGUUGACCCGCGCAGGUCGCGGGUCGACGCUGGUGGUCGGGGUGUUGAGAGCAGCCCAGUCAAGCAGCGUGUGUUGUCUCACAUUAGAGUGCUUGCCUAGGCUCAGCGGCCUAGAGGAACACUCACCCCCGUUCGCGAGUCAUUUCAAGUCAUUGUCUCAUAGUAUAUCGGUCCCAUGUCACCCGUUUUGAACUCCUGUGACAGAGCUAGAUUCGCCGGACGCUGGAAUAGACGCGUCUUGCAGCGAUUGAGCCGAGCCCGAGGAGCGUUCAUACCUUUUUGUGUACAAAUAAUACAGAUGUACGAUAUGUAA
Molecule: messenger RNA, 1509 nt
Organism: Amphibalanus amphitrite
Lineage: Eukaryota; Metazoa; Arthropoda; Thecostraca; Balanomorpha; Balanidae
Exons: 3
Coding region: 620-1177 (185 amino acids)
Source: RefSeq, a predicted model, not a curated record